AUUUCUCCCCUCUGUAAGCUAGAAAAGUGAUCUAUUACUAUUGUUCUUGAUCUACUGAACCACCCCACGAGUGUUUCAGAAGAUCUCAAGGAGUUCCUUUCCAUUUGCCACUCCAUUUGUAUAUUUCUUGAUAUAUAUUGUUGAAUCCUACCUAACAAAAGGAAAAGUAUUUCUGCAUUUGUUCCACCAUAUUUAGGAUGCCAUUUGACCCUUCACAUUUGAAAGCAUUCCAAUGCCUUCGUUUUUUUAGAAUUGGAUGGAGUGCCUUUUGCAGGGAUCUUUUUGGAGUGUACUAUGAUUGUCAGUCUAUGCUCGACACUCACAAUUUUGGGAUCCUCAUACAACUUAUAAGUAAGAGAGUUCAACUUAAGACCUCAAUGCAGCCCCAGAAGCAUAGGAAAGUUAGAGCAUUGCUGAAGAAUAAAGUCUCACGGAUGCAUUUAGUAGAUAAAAAGAGUGCCCUAGGCCCUGCAUUGAGAAAGUUUGAAGAUGCUUUUGGAGUUUAUGUUAUGAUGUAUGGUUUCUCUAUGAAGCUCUGGGGCUAAUGAACAGGAAGAUGGUUUAGUGAAGCUCUGUUCUUCCUUCCUCAAGGAUUGAUGAAUUUUGAGAUUAAUCGACUUCCUUGGAGGCACUGAACUGCCUAACCUAAUGGAGUUGCGAUGUGGAGUUUGUAGCUAUAAGAUGAAGUGAUUGCUUUGGGGACAAAACAGGAGCAUCUAAAUUCUUGUCCCAGUCCAUUGACUUGUGAGCAAGAUAUUAGGCUGCUGGGCAUGUAAACUUUUAAUUGAUGGCUGGAAAGUAAAGAUUGCAGAUAAUAUUGGUUGUGUAUUUGGAAGAAUGUACAUUAAAAAAAAAAAGAAAAAAAAAAAAAGAAAAAAAAAAGGAGCAAUUAUUGAAGUUGUAAUUGACAUUCUUUGUGGAUAAUUAUCAAUGGAAGUGAAUGAUUGGGAGAA
Messenger RNA from Cornus florida, 953 nucleotides. RefSeq lists its product as uncharacterized. The transcript has 3 exons. Bases 198 to 545 code for a protein of 115 amino acids. The record is from RefSeq and is a predicted model, not a curated record. NCBI's taxonomy places the organism in Eukaryota, Viridiplantae, Streptophyta, Magnoliopsida, Cornales, Cornaceae.